ACGCCACGUACUAUAAAUUCACCGAGUGAGUAAAAAGGAAAAAGCGACGCAGAAAAACGGAAAUGUAAUGAAGGUUGGAGUGAGUGAUCUAAAGACUCGAUCCGUAGUUCUUGCUUGCAUCGUACAUAGCUAUGGAACCGGUUCUUGAACCAGCACCGUCCGUGAACUCAAACCCGUCGCCUAUACCGCCUCCGAUUAACUCUGUGCCCCCUUUCUUGAGCAAAACCUACGACAUGGUUGAUGAUCUUUCCACCAACGAGGUUGUUUCUUGGAGCAGCGGGAACAACAGCUUCGUCGUCUGGGACGUGCCGGAGUUCUCGAAGGUGUUCUUGCCUAAGUACUUCAAGCACAACAAUUUCUCCAGCUUCGUCAGACAGUUAAAUACAUAUGGAUUCAGAAAAGUUGAUCCAGAUCGAUGGGAAUUUGCAAACGAGGGAUUCUUAAGAGACCAAAAACAACUACUAAAGGGCAUUACAAGGAGGAAAUCUUCGCACGUGCAGCAGCAGAAUCAGCAACAAAUUCAAGUUCAGAACUCAUCUCUUGCUCCUUGUGUCGAGGUAGGGAAGUGCGGAAUAGCAGAAGAAGAAGUGGAAAGACUCAAGAGGGAUAAGAACGUUCUUAUGCAGGAACUUGUCAGGUUAAGGCAUCAACAGCAGGCCACCGAACACCAGCUGAAGGAUGCGGUACAGAAAGUUCAGGCGAUGGAGCAGAGGCAACAGCAAAUGAUGUCGUUUUUGGCCAAGGUUGUUCAGAGUCCAGGCUUCUUAAACCAAGCACAACAGAGUAGUAAUGAUGGCGACAGACAGAUUCAGGGUAGCAGCAACAAAAAGAGGAGACUUCCUGGGGAGGAGGCUAAUGAUGUUGACCGUCAGAUUGUUAAGUAUCAGCCAUCGAUAAACGAAGCAGCACAGACUAUGCUUCGACAGUUCUUGAAUAUGAGUAGCUCAAAUGAGUGUGAAUCGGUUUCAAACUCUCUGAACUCCUCGAAUGCAGUAUCUGGAGUAACACUGCCCGAGGUUUCACCCGACUCGGCUCAUUCAGCAAUGAACCAAGUACCUGAGGCAGGUUUAGCUCAUCAUCCUCAAGCUGGUCUGGUUCAGCCAAACUUAGGUCCAAGUCCAGCUGCAGCUUCUUGGAGCCCUGAAUCUGAAUGCAAGACAGGUAAUGGAGAAUGUUUGGAUCCAAUAAUGGCUGCUUUAGGUGGGUCGCUGGAGAUGGAAGGCGAUGCAGUUUCUCCUAAAGGUGAGGGAGAGAUGAAAGAGUUACUUGUCCCUCAGCUGCCUGGAGUCCAAGACCCAUUCUGGGAACAGUUUUUUGCUGAUGAAGCCCCAGUGAGUGGAGACGCAGAAGAGACCAUAUCAGGGUCAGUGGAGAAUAAUGACUUGGCAAUGGGGCAAGAACUGAGCGAGUGGACUAGGGAUCAACAACAAGUGAACCAUAUCACUGAACAAAUGGGGUUUCUUUCUUCGGAAACACAUGGAGGUAAGAAUGAAAAGCAUCUUCUCUGCAUCGAUGUUCUGUCUUGAGAGAUCAUUUGUUUCUCGUUUUCAGGAGAGGCUGUUAAGGGGAUAUGAACGAAGGAGGAGGAGGAAAUAUAUAUCAUACACUUUUGACUUUGGCAUGUUGUGAAUAGCCUUUUAGAGAUGACUUUGUGUGUUGUUUUUGUUACAUGUUGCUUUGUGCUAGAACGCCCUUCUUCAUGUUCAAUUAUCAUACCACUAUGAUAAUCUUUGGUCACUGACCGACUCGAGCA
Messenger RNA from Brassica napus (rape), 1753 nucleotides. Its product is annotated as heat stress transcription factor A-1b. Gene Ontology annotation, biological process: regulation of transcription by RNA polymerase II. Lineage: Eukaryota; Viridiplantae; Streptophyta; Magnoliopsida; Brassicales; Brassicaceae. The coding region runs from base 132 to 1526 and encodes 464 amino acids. Gene Ontology annotation, molecular function: RNA polymerase II cis-regulatory region sequence-specific DNA binding; DNA-binding transcription factor activity. The record is from RefSeq and is a predicted model, not a curated record. Gene Ontology annotation, cellular component: nucleus. The transcript is spliced from 2 exons.